AUGGGUCGUCAUCGAGCCCACGCGCGAUUCGACCGCGCCGAGUGGCGCCUCAGAUAUCUAGUCCCCCUCUGGAUCCUCCAAAUUCUUCUCUCUAUUGCCAUAUUAGCCCUCUUCGCUACGAGAUUACGUUCCACACUAGAAGCAUGGAAGCAAGGCGGAGGUGAGGGGGGAUUUCCUCUUUUCGUCGUCAUUUGGGAAUGCUCAAACCUCGCCCUGGGAGUCGUCGCACCCUGUCUUGCAGGCUACGAGAUCUUUAGAUUCGUCCAAGAAACCUUAACACCCCGAACUGUGCUCACCACCCAAUUCAUCACCUUCGGCGUCGCAGCCGCGGCCCUCACCCUCAGUGUCUUCGUCCACACACAACGGCGCGUACCUGGUAAGGACUCUGUCAUCGGGCUCAUCCUCAGCUCGGUCGCCGUCGCCGCCUCUCUCAUCCCCGCCCUCUACGCCCUCCGUAACCACCGCCGUCUCGCCUCCUACGACGAACUCACCUACCCCACCAACACCAAACCCUACGGCUUCUUCGCCGACCCCGAAAGCCAGCAACACCUCGACCGUUCCUCCCGCGCCUCCAUCAUCAGCACCCUCUCGGGCGAAAAUAUCCCCUCCGCGCGACGCAUCUCCUCCGCCUCUUCCAUCCUCAGUAUCCGCCGGCUACCCUCCGCCGCGACGAAUCCUCCCUCCCUUGCACCACCCACCGUGACCACGACGAUCUCGGUAAGGUCCUCGCCCGCGGGGGCACCAGCACCACUGGUACCAUCAGCAUGCGAGACCGUGCCGCUGCAAGAUCUAAAUAGGCAUCAUUCGGUAUACAACCACGAGAGGGAUACGCAGUUCGACGAGUACGUCUCGGCGCGGAAUUCGCAGCUCUCGUUCCGCGAGCAUGUGGAUCAGGCGUUCGGGGCCGAGCUGGGGUGGAAUUUGGGGGCUUCUCCUUCUGCGCUCGCGGAGGGUUUGAAUAGGAAGGGGAGCGUAGUGAGUUCGGGCACGUUGGGGUCGGGCGGUGUUACGGUUGCUAGGGUGCCAAGCGGCACUGCGCAUUCACUGGGCGCGGUGCCUGAGGAGGUCGAAGAGAGGGGGGGCGAUGUGAGGAGAGGGGAUGAGGAUAGGGCGAGGGAGGCGUUGUUGGAGGAUGGGAGGCAUUAG
Messenger RNA from Scedosporium apiospermum, 1146 nucleotides. RefSeq lists its product as uncharacterized. Lineage: Eukaryota; Fungi; Ascomycota; Sordariomycetes; Microascales; Microascaceae. The record is from RefSeq and is a predicted model, not a curated record. The transcript is spliced from 3 exons. The coding region runs from base 1 to 1146 and encodes 381 amino acids.